Molecule: messenger RNA, 1356 nt
Organism: Cavenderia fasciculata
Lineage: Eukaryota; Evosea; Eumycetozoa; Acytosteliales; Cavenderiaceae
Gene: recA
Product: recombinase A
Exons: 5
Coding region: 1-1356 (451 amino acids)
Biological process (GO): DNA repair
Molecular function (GO): ATP binding; ATP-dependent DNA damage sensor activity; ATP hydrolysis activity
Source: RefSeq, a predicted model, not a curated record
AUGUUAAAUUUAUAUAAUUUAACAAAAAGAACAGUUCACAGUCAAGUGAUCAAUUCACUUAGAUCAUCAUCAACAUCUAUAUCAUUGUUGAAUAAUCAAAAUAACUCCUCUUAUAUUUCAUCAUCAUCAUUUUCGAAAAAGAGUAAAUCAAAGAAACAAAAAGAUAAAGAUGAAGAUGAAGAUAAUGAAGAUAAUGAAGUAGAUACUGGUUCAAAGAAAUCCAAAAAGGGAUCUGCUACUGCUACGACAUCAUCAUCAAAGUUGGAAGCAACCAUGAAAGAGAUUGAACAAACAUUUGGAAAGGGAACGCUGAUGAAAUUGGGUUCACAAUUUACACUUAGUAAAGUAGAUGUCAUUCCAACAGGUUCAUUGGGUCUUGAUGUUGCAUUGGGUGUUGGAGGUUUACCAAAAGGUCGUAUCAUUGAAAUAUUUGGUCCAGAAAGUUCAGGAAAGACAACAUUGGCAUUACAUGUAAUUGCACAAGCACAAAAAGUAGGAGGAAAUUGUACAUUUAUUGAUGCAGAACAUGCAUUGAACCCAAGUUGGGCACAAAAAUUGGGUGUCAACUUGGACGAGUUGUUUGUGUCACAACCAGAUUCUGGAGAACAAGCUCUGGAGAUUGUAGAUUCACUGUUGAGAAGCAAGACUAUGCAAGUGAUUGUUGUAGAUAGUGUUGCUGCAUUGGUACCACGGGUCGAGUUGGAUGGAGAGAUGGGAGACUCUCACGUUGGUGUACAUGCAAGAUUGAUGAGUCAAGCUCUACGUAAACUAUCGCCAUCACUCAAAGAAAGCAAUUGUGUUUUAAUCUUUAUCAACCAAAUUCGUAUAAAGAUUGGUGUUAUGUUUGGUAAUCCAGAGACUACUACUGGUGGUAAUGCCCUCAAAUUCUUUUCAAGUGUCAGAUUGGAUAUUAGAAAGGUUGGUGCCGUUAAAAAGGGUGACGAAACCAUUGCCACACAGGUCAAGGUUAAAGUUGCCAAGAACAAGUUGGCACCACCCUUUAGAGAGGCUAUCUUUGACAUUGACUUUGCUAGUGGUAUCAACAAAACUGGAGAGAUUAUCGAUAUGGCUCUCCUCGAAGGUAUCAUUGAAAAGGGUGGAAGUUGGUACAGUUACAAUGGUGAACAAUUGGCACAAGGUAGAGAAAAGACAAAACAACAUCUUGAAGAAAACAGACCACUCCUAGAAGAAAUUGAAACAAAACUACGUCAACGUCUUGUUAAAGGUCCAACUCGUCAAGAUGAUGAUAAUGAUGAUAAUAUUGAUGAUGAAUCGGCCGAUGUAUAUAAUGAAGAUAAUAAUACUGAUGAUCUUCAAACUAUAUUUUUGUGUAGUUUGGUUGCAUUAAAAGAAUAG